AUGGCCGACGUCGGUGUUCACCGGCUGAUGGCUCGCGCGGACGACCCGUCGACUGCGUCGCCCUCAGCGUCAGGAUUGGUGACGACCCUCGUUCCUGCCUUGUUGUCUUUCGCCGUGAUGGUGAUUCUGUUCAUUAUCCUGCGAAAGACCAAUCGCAGGAUGUACAUGCCCCGAACCUACAUUGGAUACCUGCGAGGCUGGGAGCGCACCCCCGAUACCCCGACCGGCUUGGUGGACUGGAUCAAGGCCAUGUACAAGCUUCCCGAUACAUACGUUCUGCAGCACCACUCGAUGGACGCCUAUCUGCUGCUCCGAUUCCUGAAGAUGUGCUCUAUCUUGCUGUUUGUCGGCUGCUGCAUGACUUUCCCGGUGCUGUGGCCCGUCAAUGCUACCGGUGGUGGUGGUCAGACGCAGUUGAACAUGCUGUCUAUUUCGAACAUUGGCAAGAAUUCGUAUGCGCGCUACUUUGCGCACUGCUUUAUCUCCUGGAUCUUCGUUGCGUUCGUCUUCUUCAUGGUUACUCGCGAGCACAUCUUCUAUAUCAACUUGCGCCAGGCUUACCUACUCUCUCCUGCCUAUGCCAAUCGCAUUUCGUCCCGCACUGUUUUGUUCACUGCGGUGACUUCUGAUCUCCUGAACAAGGAGAAGGUCCGCACCAUGUUCGGCCGCGACAAGGUUAAGAACGUCUGGGUCGCUUCGGAUACCAAGGAGCUCGAGGAGAAGGUCAAGGAGCGUGAUAGCGCCGCGAUGAAGCUCGAGGGUGCCGAGACUAAGCUCAUUGUUAUGGCUAACAAGGCCCGCAACAAGGCCCUGAAGAAGCAGGGCUCGGCUGAAAACCCCGAGACUGAAAUUGGUGAUGGCCAGUUCGAUGAUGAGUCUGGCUCUGUCGCUGCUCGCUGGGUCCAGGCCAAGGACCGUCCCACUCACCGUCUCAAGAUGCUGAUCGGCAAGAAGGUUGACACUAUCAACUGGGCUCGUGCCGAAAUUGAGCGUCUCACCCCUGAAAUCGAGGAAUUGCAGGCUAAGCACCGUGCCGGUGAUGUCAAGUUGGUCUCCUCGAUCUUUGUUGAAUUCUACCACCAGGCCGAUGCCCAGGCUUCUUACCAGUCUGUCGCUCACAACCUCCCUCUGCACAUGAGCCCUCGCUAUAUCGGCUUGGACCCUACUCAGGUUAUCUGGGCCAACCUCCGUAUCAAGUGGUGGGAGCGUCUCGGUCGCCAUGCCGCUACCAUUGCUUUUGUCUGUGUUUUGAUCAUCUUCUGGGCCAUCCCAACUGCUGCUGUUGGUGCCAUCUCCAACAUUAACGCUUUGAUCGACAAGGUUCAUUUCUUGAGCUUCAUUAACAGUGUCCCCUCAUGGAUCAAGGGUGUUAUUACCGGUCUUUUGCCCGUUGUCCUAAUGUCUAUUCUCAUUGCUCUAGUUCCUAUCAUUCUUCGCUUGAUGGCCAAGUGGGGUGGUGAUCCCACAGCUGCCUCUGUUGAAUUGACCGUUCAGAACUGGUUCUUCGCUUUCCAGGUUGUGCAGGUCUUCCUGGUGAUUACUCUCGCCUCUGCAGCCACCAGUGUUGUGACUUCCAUCAUCAAAGACCCUUCUUCGGCUGCCUCGCUGCUGGCCAACAAGAUUCCCCUCUCGGCCAACUUCUACAUUUCCUACAUUAUCCUCCAAGGAUUGUCAUUCAGUUCCGGUGCUUUGCUCCAAAUUGUUCCUUUGAUCCUCGGAAAGAUUCUGGGCAAGUUCCUGGACAGCACUCCCCGUAAGAUGUACACUCGUUGGUCGAAUUUGUCUGGUCUUGGAUGGGGUACUGUCUACCCUGCCGUCACCCUGUUGACUGUUGUUGCCAUUACCUACUCUUGCAUUGCCCCAUUGGUCAUGGGCUUUGGUACUAUCGGUCUAUACCUCUUUUACUUCGCCUACCGGUACAACCUCCUGUACGUGUCGAAUGCCAACAUCGACACCCAGGGUAGAUGUUACCCCCGUGGUCUGCAGCAUCUCACCGUUGGCUGCUACCUGCUGAUGGUCUGCCUGAUCGGUCUGUUUGCCAUGGCCUCCGGUUCCAACCAGAUUGCUGUUGCUCCUCUGAUCCUGGAGAUCAUCUUCCUUGUCUUCGUCAUUCUGUACCACAUCUCGAUGAACGGCGCCAUGGAGCCUCUCCUCAACUACCUGCCAAAGAACCUCGAGGCCGAAGAAGAGGCUCUUCUCGCCGCCGAGAAGACCACCUUCAACCCCGAUGAGAAGUCCCAGUCCGACGGCACGAACGUCCCCGCCAGCUCCACCAUCGCUCCCCGCGACAGUGGCGUCGCCGAUGUGAACAACAGUGUCGGCAACGUCGAUUCGGCUGAGAAGGGUCUGACCGAGGCCCCAUCCACCCCUUCCAAGGCCAACAUCUUCACCAAGUUCCUCCGCCCAGACCGGUACAACAGCUACCACGAAAUGCGCAAGUUGGUCCCCACCACGGAGAUUAUGCCCACGUACUCAGCCGAGGCCGAGCGUGAUGCCUACUGCCACCCCUCCAUCACCGCCCAGGCUCCUCUCCUCUGGAUUCCUCGUGACCCCCUCGGCAUCAGCAGCCAGGAAGUCGCCCACACCAUGCGCGUCAUCCCCAUCACGGACGAGGACGCCUGGCUCGACGAGAAGUGCAAGGUCAACUGGAACGUGUCCAAGGGCGAGCCCCCCAUCUAUGAGGAGAAGAUCGCCUACUAA
Molecule: messenger RNA, 2700 nt
Organism: Penicillium arizonense
Lineage: Eukaryota; Fungi; Ascomycota; Eurotiomycetes; Eurotiales; Aspergillaceae
Exons: 3
Coding region: 1-2700 (899 amino acids)
Cellular component (GO): plasma membrane
Molecular function (GO): calcium-activated cation channel activity
Source: RefSeq, a predicted model, not a curated record